Tuber melanosporum (Perigord truffle) is the source of this 111-nucleotide messenger RNA. RefSeq lists its product as uncharacterized. The coding region runs from base 1 to 111 and encodes 36 amino acids. The transcript has 3 exons. Lineage: Eukaryota; Fungi; Ascomycota; Pezizomycetes; Pezizales; Tuberaceae. The record is from RefSeq and is a predicted model, not a curated record.
AUGCCACGGCCCCUCGUGUCGCCCCGUCGUUCAGGGGUACGUUUUUUUCAUCACCCUUCCACACUCCUCGCUCUCCUGGACCACAUCCUGCCGCAACAACAGCAUCCAUAA